Molecule: messenger RNA, 7311 nt
Organism: Anguilla rostrata (American eel)
Lineage: Eukaryota; Metazoa; Chordata; Actinopteri; Anguilliformes; Anguillidae
Gene: zbtb46
Product: zinc finger and BTB domain containing 46
Exons: 5
Coding region: 244-2061 (605 amino acids)
Biological process (GO): regulation of transcription by RNA polymerase II
Molecular function (GO): protein binding; DNA-binding transcription factor activity, RNA polymerase II-specific; RNA polymerase II cis-regulatory region sequence-specific DNA binding
Source: RefSeq, a predicted model, not a curated record
UGAGUAUCUGCCGAGAGAGAGAGAGAGAGAGAGAGAGAGGACAGGCGGAGAAAAGGAGAGAGGGGGAGAAAACAGGGGAAUUACAUUCAGAGGCACAAAGGCGUAGGGAGAAGAAUUCAGAAUAUUGGGCAGCCUGUCUCAUUGUCACAUCAAUUUGGAACCCCAAAGCAUCGACAUUGCGUUUACCCAGACAGAUGGGUUAACAGAACCUCGUCAGGAGCAGAAACCCACCCAGAUUGUCAAAUGAAUAACAGGAAGGAAGACAUGGAGAUCACGUCCCACUACCGGCAGCUCCUGCGGGAGCUGAACGAGCAGCGGCAGCACGGAAUCCUGUGCGAUGUCUGCGUCAUCGUGGAGGGCAAGAUCUUCAAGGCGCACAAGAACGUGCUGCUGGGCAGCAGCCGCUACUUCAAGACCCUCUACUGCCAGGUGAAGAAGGGCUCGGAGCAGCAGGCCACCAUCACGCACCUGGACAUCGUCACGGCGCAGGGCUUCAAGACCAUCCUGGACUUCAUGUACUCAGCCCACCUGGCCCUCACCAGCAAGAACGUGAUCGAGGUGAUGUCGGCUGCCAGCUACCUGCAGAUGACCGACAUCGUGCAGGCCUGCCACAACUUCAUCAAGGCCGCCCUGGACAUCAGCAUCCGCUCCGAGCUGGCCGACGAGCUGGCGGACUUUGAGAUGGGCGCGGCGGCCGUGGGCGGGGCCGGCGCGGGCGGGGCCGAGGCCCUGGCGUCCAUGAUGCUAGGCCGCAGCUCCUCGCCCUGGCUGGCACGCCGCACCAGCCCCGCCAACUCCUCGGGCGACUCGGCCAUCGCCAGCUGCCACGAGGGCAGCAGCAACUACGGCAAGGAGGACCAGGAGCCCAAAAGCCACGAGAGCCAGGAGGACGUCUCCUCGCAGGCCCUCUGGCCCGGGGACUUCCGCUCCGUUCAGGUCAAAGAGGAGCAGGUCUCCCCCUCAAACUUUAAGGACGGGCCGGCCAGUGGCGGCCAGAGCGCUCUGGCGGAGCAGGGCGGCGGGGAGAGCUGGCAGCCCUCGGGCUCCGGGCGACGGAAGAACCGCAAAAACAAGGACACGGUGCGCCACAUCACGCCGCAGGCCGAGGGCGACAGCCGGACGGGCUCGCCGUUGCCCUCCGUCCUCUCCGCGUCGGGCUGGAGCUACAACAACCAGGACAUUCCAGUUGCCGAUGUCAUGGAGCCCAACAGCUCGGACAGCCGCGGCGACCGGCUGGACUUCUUCGUGAAGCAGGAGGAAGCGCUGUCGGGCGACCCCGCCUUCCUGUCGCAGGCGCUGGCAGCCGAGAAAGACGACCCCGCGUGCCAGGCCGCCUCCGUGGCCAACCUGCGCGCCGCGCUCAUGAGCAAGAACAGCCUCCUGUCGCUCCGCGCGGAGAUGCUGGGGGAGGACAGCCCCCUCCUCUUCGAUUACCUGCCCAAAGGUGGGCACUCCUUAUCCCUGAACGAUUUCACGGUGAUCAGGAAGAAGUUCAAGUGCCCGUACUGCAGCUUCUCGGCCAUGCACCAGUGCAUCCUGAAGAGGCACAUGCGCUCGCACACCGGGGAGAGGCCCUACCCCUGCGAAAUCUGCGGGAAGAAGUUCACCCGCCGGGAGCACAUGAAGAGGCACACUCUGGUGCACAGUAAGGAUAAGAAGUACGUGUGUAAGGUGUGCAGCCGUGUCUUCAUGUCGGCGGCCAGCGUGGGCAUCAAGCACGGCUCCCGUCGCCAUGGCGUCUGCGCGGACUGCUCAGGGCGGGGCAUGGCCGCCCUGCUGGACCACAACGGCGACGCGGGCGAGGGCGAGGAGGGCUCCCCCGAGGAUGAGCUCUAUCCCGGCGACCACCGUUUCCCCGACGACACGGGCGAGGGCGAGGGCGAUGGCGACGGCGACGAGGAGAUGCUGGCUGAUGGGGACGAGGACAGCGCUAAGUGGAAGGAUGACUCAGGAACACCUCACCGGGACGCCAUGUUGGACAAUGACAAGGAGGAGAGCGACUCGGCACAAGAAGGGGAAAACCAGGCGGGGAGCGACAAAGAGUUUGCCUGGAUCUCUUAGUCCAUUUCUCUCUUUUUUAUAAGUGUAAUUUAAAGAAAUCUCUAUGAAAAUCCAGUCUCUGGCCAUGGGUAAAACACAGCAGUGUUACAGACUAUAAGAGACGCGACAUUCACACGUGCACAUUUAAAUGUCCUUAUCACACUUAUCUGUGAUGGAGGCAGAAAAGGUGUUGUUUUCCUUUAUUGUUUAUUUUAAAACUUUUUUGCCACAGUGCGUUGUUUUGGAGGGUCAGGUGAUGCUCUGGGUCUCACGCUGGCGUUUUGUAUAAAUCUGACAUUUUGAAGAUGGAGGCUGUGUCUUCUGCAGAGGUUGAACACCAAGCGUCGACUCCAUUUGAUGUUUGCGGGAGUUUUGGAUGCUUUGACACUGAACGGUAACGAGACAAGUGCCGUCUGUCUUCUUGCCAUGCAGUCAGCUGCUCCAGCAGUGGGGCGUGGGGACAGAGGGGGUGGCGUGGGGCGGGGGGUGUACGUGGGGUGGGAAGUCGUAUCUAUUGCAAAACUAGGUGUCUGAUCAUUGGCAGCAGUUUGGCACUUUUUUUGCAGAAAACUGCCACAGACUUGCACUUUAAUGUUGACCAGAUUCCUAUCAAUUCCCUGAUUCUGUGGUUUACAUUUUUAGUCUAAUUUACAUAGAUGACUUGGUGACCGCACCUACCUUUAAGGAUAACUUUCCUCAUGACUGUUAAAUAUCUAUAUCUAUAUAUUUGUGCAAAGUUGGAAAUUAAGGUAUGCCAUUUUCUUUUCUGCCACGUCCAUUUACUUUAUAUUUCUAUAGUUGUUUUAAAUCCUGUUGAGAAAAACGAAAGAAAAAACAUGUAAAUACAAAUAUAAACGGAGAGAAGCACUGUAAGGAGUGAGGGGUUUCACAUACAUCCGUUGAGUGGGUGUGCCAAGUGAGAGAGGAAAAGAAAGGCUGAUUGAGAGAGAGGAAGUGAGAGAGAUGUGAAUGCUAUGCAGGGACAAGGAUCUUUCCAGGGUCUUUCCACAGUUCACAGUACUCUCUGUGGUCUCCUGGCCAUUCUCGAAAGAAGGGAACCCGCUGAUCUCUUUGCCGAAAAAGAAAACUGGGUCCCUCCAGUUCCAAAACUGUAGUGACAUUUAUUUUUAAGAAGGUGAAAAUAGUGAUACUUUUCCUUUACACUUGUCCUGCUCCACCAGAAGGGAAGGUGGACCAAGAGGUGUUUUUCUUCCUUUUUUCCUCUUCAUUUUUCAAUCUGCCUCUCUCUCUCUUCAAGAAUGUUUUCAUACAUAUUGACUGGGUGGUCCCUUGGUAACAGUUUAUUUACACGGGGCUCUAGGAUUCUAGGGCCUGUUGCUCUUUAAUGGGGUGUUCUCUGGCCGUUCUUUUAUUCCUUAAAUAUUCUUAUUUUGUUUGUUGUUACAGAAUAUAUAUAUAUAUAUAUAUAUGCACCCUUAUGUUAUUUCAUAGAACCAAGCGGUUCAAUUUUUCUUUAGUGUGAGCUGUAUGGAUUUUUUUCUAUUAAUUAUAAAAGAUGUAAAAAAAAACACAAACAAAAAGAAAAUCAAGCUGCUUUGCUUGAAGUAUCCUACAGAGAGUGAUGUGUUAUAAAGUGAAUUUUUUGACAGUUAUUUUGGUUGAAAGCUUAUUUAUUGAAAGUUAAGUGGAAUUACUGUUUUAUAAGACAUUCCUUCCAUUUUUGUCCGACCAGUCCUUAAGGCACAAACGGUAGUGUAGUUAUUGUUCUUUUUUUUUCUUUUCUUUUUUUUCUGAGAUUAUUUCUGUGUUUGUGCCAGAAUAUUUGUUUGACUUUGGGAGUGAGAUUGGUCUGAUUUACUAAGUGCUGGAUGCUAAGCUUUAUUAAUUGUAUCAUUUUGAUAUUUUAUAUCUUUGAAAGAAGAAAAGCUUUUAUACUUUGCCUUGUUGUGGACAGCAAGCCACAUGGCUAUCAGAGCUUUUUAUUGUGCCAGUUCCAUGCUCUUUGUUGCUGUUAUUAUUAUUUGUACAUGUUUUACAACAAAAGGAAAAAAAGUCAGCAAAGCUAACUUAUUGGUUCUAUAGUGUUGGAAAGGUGUAUAUAUAGCACAUGCUUCUAUAUUACUAACGUACACUAAAUAAUGAAUAUUAUACCAAAAAUAAUCUAAUAUACAAUGUAUACAUUAAGUGCUUUUGUUUCCACUUUUGGUGUGCAGGUUCAGAGCUUCGUUGUGAUUUGUUUUUCAUAGUUUGAAGAAUGCACAUAUGAUACACAUGACUCGUUAUAUGAAGGGUUAGCCUUAGAGAUAGAGCGAAACUCUUAAAGACAGAGUAAUGCUUGUGUCUCAGUUCUCAGGCAUGGUCUACUGGACAGUAUCACCUUUACCAUGAGGGAAAAGGCCUGCGAUUGUGUGGGCGGAGUACCACACACCAUUUGGCAGAUGGGCAGAUGGGAAAUGCAGGAAAUACACCGCUAGAGGUUGUUGCGCACAUUUUAACUGAUGUUAUGCCGCAUUUUCACAGUCUGACCCUGAGGAAUGUCUUGAGAAUGAGGGGUGUUUCCAUGCCAACACUGAUUUAUCAUUACUUCCAACAUUUUUUCUCUUUUUUUUGGUACACUGUUCCAGUCCAAAGAUAUUUAAGAACAAAUCAAAGUUGUAUCUUUGGAGGGCUGCCUUUCUCAAUUAUAAUGGCAACUAUGAUAUUUCUGAAUUCUUAAUACCAGGCAAACAUGCGUUAAUGUUAUUAACAUGAAUGAUAAAACCAAAUGAAAAACAAAGCCACUGGAAAUUGAGAGGCAUAGAAAUAAAACAUCGAUGAUGUUGUGUGAUUUUUUCACCAAAGAUUCACUCUAGCAUCAAAAUAUUGAACUCUAUAAAGUUAAAAUGGCCAUUUGUGCCCUGCAGCCCACUGUCCAUCACCAGAACACUUUAUAUCCUCCAUUGUUUCAGAAGUGACAGGAACUGCUGAACCAGUGCGGAUUGCAUAGUUUCCCUGAGUAACUGAGACCGGCUUGAUGCACAGAAUUAUUUUGCCAUUGGGGUCAUCGCCCUGUUGAACCAAAUUGUUUGAACAGUCAUAUUGCUUUUGGGCCUUUUUUAUAGAUUGACUACUAUGGCUUUGGCAAUUUUAUAUGAAUAUGGUCUUCAUUAGUUAUCACUGUAGGGAUGCUUUAUGUGUGUGCAUGUGUGUGUGUGUGUGUGUGUGUGCACGUGCACGUGUGCAUGUGUGUGUGUGUGUGAGAGAGAGAGAGAGCUAGAAAGAGAGAGAAAGAUUAUAUAUUUUGGCCUUAUUGGUCAUUAUCCCAAUCACAGGUCAGUUGAUUUCACUGUAACCUAAAAGGAUAUGGAGUUGGGUUGCUCAGGCCAGGUUGGCGUGUUGGUAAAUAUAACAUUUAGAGAGAUACCUCUCGAAACUACAAUAAUAACACUUUUAAAGCAAGGCUACAAAUUAUGUUACAUAAAAUAUGAAGAUUGAAAAUGAAAAACAACCCAAGAAAUAUAUUAUUGCUAAUGUGUCAUUCAGAUCUAUGCUGCAGCUGUGAAAAGAGUCAAAUCAUUUCUGUUGAACACAGUUAGUUGACUGCGAUUUUUCAGACAGGCCACACAACAUAUCCUGAAAGGCGAGUCAAUUAUUCUCAAAAGAAGAUGUGAAUGUUACCCCGAUCUAAAAUAGAUUAUGUACCAUACUUAAGCAACCACUGGUUUUCAUUUUAUUUUGUUCCUAUGACAUGUCUGCCUUGUGUUCUGACUGGAAGUGCACUUGUGAUUCUAAUUAUGGAAAGAAUUCCUGUGAUUCACCCUUUUUUACAUAACAAUGGUCUAGCAACCGAUUAUUUCCUAUGCAGUUGCAGGUCAAACACUGGUCCGACAUGUGCCAUUUCCAUGGCCACGGUACUGCUUGAGUUACCACACAUUGUUGCUCAGUGAGGUUGUGCUACCUUUCUGCACACAAAAACACGGCCCUAGCUUCGGGUGUCCCAAACACACCGAAGCUAAACGUCGAGUAAUACUCUGCCUACUGAAAGCUCCCGAGUUUUAUGUGAACAUCAGAUUCUCAAUUACUAUUCUUUCCUUAUGUUUUGCAUCUGAAUUUCUUUUAUUUGAUUUAUUUAUUGUAUCUUUUAUAUGUCAAAUAAAAUAUGGAAUUUUAAAAUAUUAAGGACGUUGUUUUAAUAUGUUCUUCUAAACUUGUCAGUAAUAGAAAUGAAAUGUAUUUGUAGGAGUGUUGGUCAACCACAGGUGCUUUUACAGUCCACAAAUAUGUAAAUUAAAUGUUUUUAUUUCUAUAUUAUUAUAAAUAUUACAAAUCAAUGUGUACUGGAGUAUAUAGACCUAAAUUAUUAUAGAUAUCAUUCUCUUUUCAGGAAUAAUUCAUCCAACCCCCCAAAAUGUGCCUAGGUGUAUUUACUUAAAUAUGUGUUUUUUCUAUUCUUUUUACAUUUGGAAAGCAACAUUUUUAUUUGUCCCCAGGUGCUGGCAAAAUGUGGGAUCAACUCGACCAUUAACAUAACAAAUACGUUUGAUUUCUCAAUAACGUGUUUUGUUGGGUUAUAGUGUAGGCUGUUUUUGUUCUUUUAAUUUGUCAAUACAUUGACCCACCAUACUCAUGCUGGAAGCCCUUAAUAGCACAUUUGUGUUCGCUUGUUAUACCAAAGCUAUGUUAAAAAUCUGCACACUGCUGGUUAAUUUUAUAUACUACAGAACUGGAACAAUAUUGCAAUAUUGAAGGUGGAACAAAUUUAAGACGAGAUAUCGGAUCCUGGUUUUAGCCUGUUUAGCUUGAUACAUAUGUGCAAAUCAUUAAGCCAUAGACAUGGUAAUUUCAAGACUAUAUAAUAUUUCAAAUUUCUACUUUUAUUUUAGAUUUUGUUCUUGAAUAAGAGUGCUGUGUGUUUAUCUUCGCGUAUAUAUGAACAUGGUAUAUUGUUUAUUUUUUUCACGUUUCGAGGUAUCUUUUGAUAAAAAAGAACUGCCCUUGAAACUGUUAUAGUUCUCUGUGGGGAAUAUUGUUCAAUAUGACUUUAUGAUAAUUACUAUAAACCUGUGUUUGUAAUGAAGAAGUGUUGAAUAAAUGAAGAACAAUUUAGUUACAAUUAGUGGGAGAAGAUAACAGUGCAUUGUACUGAUUUUCUGUAUAUGAUAAUUCUGAUCAUUUGACCUUUUUCUAGUUGAAACAUGAAACUCCUGUCCUUCUGAAGGCACGUCAAUGGCUGCCUCAGUCUCUUCUUAACUUCAUGUUAGUGGGAUUAGCUUGACUAUUACUCGCAAAACCAAUCAGUCUCAAUAAAUUUGGAAAUUGCUGCUGAAAUUA